GAUGUGACGCGCCGCCCGAGGCAGGCCGGGCCUUGAAGAUGGCGGCGGGCUCCGCGAGCGGCUCGGCCCGGCAGUAGCGGCGGCACGGACUCGCCGCGGGGCCGCCGCCCCGGGAGUGGCAGCAGCAGCGGCGGGACUCGAGGAUGGUAAAAUGACGCAGGGGAAGAAGAAGAAACGGGCCGCCAACCGCAGUAUCAUGCUGGCCAAGAAGAUCAUCAUUAAGGACGGAGGCACGCCUCAAGGAAUCGGCUCCCCCAGUGUGUACCACGCGGUCAUCGUCAUCUUCCUGGAGUUCUUUGCUUGGGGAUUACUGACGGCUCCCACGCUGGUGGUUUUACAUGAAACCUUCCCCAAACAUACAUUUCUGAUGAACGGCCUGAUUCAAGGAGUCAAGGGUCUGCUGUCCUUCCUCAGCGCCCCGCUCAUUGGUGCUCUUUCUGACGUUUGGGGCCGGAAGUCCUUCUUGCUGCUGACGGUGUUUUUCACGUGCGCCCCGAUCCCGUUAAUGAAGAUCAGCCCGUGGUGGUACUUUGCUGUCAUCUCCGUGUCUGGGGUGUUCGCAGUGACUUUCUCCGUGGUGUUCGCCUACGUGGCGGACAUAACCCAAGAGCACGAAAGAAGCAUGGCCUACGGACAGGUCUCCGCCACGUUUGCCGCGAGCUUGGUGAUCAGCCCUGCCAUCGGCGCGUACCUGGGCCGGGUGUACGGGGACAGCCUGGUGGUGGUCCUGGCGACGGCCAUCGCGCUGCUGGACAUCUGCUUCAUCCUGGUGGCCGUGCCCGAGUCUCUGCCCGAGAAGAUGCGGCCCGCGUCCUGGGGGGCGCCCAUCUCCUGGGAGCAGGCCGACCCCUUCGCGUCCCUGAAGAAGGUGGGCCAGGACUCCAUCGUGCUGCUCAUCUGCAUCACCGUGUUCCUCUCCUACCUCCCGGAGGCGGGCCAGUACUCCAGCUUCUUCCUGUACCUCCGGCAGAUAAUGAAGUUUUCCCCAGAAAGUGUGGCGGCCUUCAUAGCGGUCCUCGGCAUCCUCUCCAUCAUCGCACAGACCAUAGUCCUGAGUUUGCUCAUGAGAUCCAUUGGAAAUAAGAACACCAUUUUGUUGGGUCUGGGAUUUCAGAUCUUACAGCUGGCGUGGUAUGGCUUCGGUUCAGAACCUUGGAUGAUGUGGGCCGCAGGGGCCGUGGCCGCCAUGUCCAGCAUCACCUUUCCCGCCGUCAGCGCACUCGUGUCCCGAACUGCUGAUGCCGACCAACAAGGUGUUGUCCAAGGGAUGAUCACAGGGAUCCGGGGGCUGUGCAACGGUCUGGGCCCAGCUCUCUACGGGUUCAUCUUCUACAUAUUCCACGUGGAACUCAAAGAGCUGCCAAUGACAGGAACGGACUUGGGGACGAACACCAGCCCACAGCACCACUUUGAACAGAACUCCAUCAUCCCUGGCCCGCCCUUCCUCUUCGGAGCCUGCUCGGUGCUGCUGGCUCUGCUGGUGGCCCUGUUUAUCCCGGAACACACCAACCUAAGCCUGCGGUCCAGCAGCUGGCGCAAACACUGUGGCGGCCACAGCCACCCUCACAGCGCACAGGCGCCCGGAGAGGCCAAAGAACCCUUACUCCAGGACACGAACGUGUGAGCGUGCGCCCGCUGCGCCUGUAGAGCUGAUGUACAUUCCACGUCGCCUCCACACACUCACUCGAAGGGUGUCUGAAGGACGGAUCUGCAUGGACUCCGGGGAACUAGAGAAAGAACUGGACAGUUUUCCAAAGAUGUUACAAUUUCUUUUGAAAAGAAACCUUUUGUUUAUCCGCACCACUUCCUUGCCACCAAGCUGUUUAUUAUACACGUCCUUUCAUUAAAGCUCUAUCUGUGACUUCUUA
Messenger RNA from Eptesicus fuscus (big brown bat), 1868 nucleotides. RefSeq names its product major facilitator superfamily domain containing 14A (gene SLC71A1). The coding region runs from base 152 to 1624 and encodes 490 amino acids. The record is from RefSeq and is a predicted model, not a curated record. Gene Ontology annotation, cellular component: membrane. Gene Ontology annotation, molecular function: transmembrane transporter activity. The transcript is spliced from 12 exons. NCBI's taxonomy places the organism in Eukaryota, Metazoa, Chordata, Mammalia, Chiroptera, Vespertilionidae. Gene Ontology annotation, biological process: transmembrane transport.